AUGCAAAUUUCAGACGUCCAAGAGGCCAGACGAGAGGAAUCCAGAAGCGAUCGGCCACAGUACGCUUCGGGCCUGCUGAGGAGUGGGGACGGGAGGUACGAACAAACUACUAGUAGACGGCGGGUGCCGAGGGUUCCGCCGUGAGUGUUGACAGACCGCAUGAGGUCGAAAUGUGACAGAUGAGAUUAAGAACCACAAAAAUUGUCGCUAUGGUGGAGGAGUGAUAGCAGUGGAUUAAGAAAUCAAUUCAAAACAGGGUUUCUAAUGAUACAAUUAAGGGUUACUACUUGAUUUACAACUAAAUCCCAGGAGGACCCUUCUCGAAGUCAAGAAGCUGAGUGUUCGGGAAUGAGACCGUUAACAGUGCCUUUAUUCUUUCCGGUGUAAGGCGUUUGCAUAAUUUUGACUUGAAUGCCAAUAACUUAGGCGAUGACCUACUUUCUGUCGGAAGAUUAUUUCAGAAGAAGGCAUAUUUGGAAGCAAGGAAGAGGGAGCGUUUAGAUGUAGUGCAAAGAGGUGGCAGCGGAAUCACCAUGUAGGAUUUGCGCGUGGCAUAAGACCGAUCUCUCUGAGUGAGAAUGUCAAUGAGCGGAAGAUUGGAGCUCGAGUUGAUGCAAAAAAGGAAGCAAAUGCCAGCUUUGAGUCUUCUAACUCACAGAAACUGAAUGUUCGCCAGCUGAUAUCUCUGAGUAUAAGAAAUACCGGACGAAGCUUGAGAGAACAGUUUUCGGGUGAAAAACCUCUGAACAUUUUCGAUCUUAUAGCGGUCACAGGCGUUCAUUAAACCAAAGAAAGGGCAGUAGUAUUCGAGGAUUGGAAGAGCAAACAUUUGAUAAAGUCUUAGCUUCAUUUCCGGAAGGAAAAAAAUAUGCGAUAUGAAUCCACAAAUAUGUGAAGCUUUGGCAGAGAUUCUAUCUGCAUGAGAUGAUAAAGCAAGUUUAUUUGUGUAAAUUUAACCUGGAUCCUUUAUGAUAGGAAUCCUAAGAGUGGGUUACUCUGAAAACUAUGUGACCAGGAAGUUUGGCAAUACCAAAAGGCAUGAAACUACACUUGGAUGAUGAAAUCUCCAUCUGCCAUGUUGAACUCAAUCUGCUUAAGCGUGAUAAUUCGGCAUUAAUUUUUUCAACACAAACGUUUGCGGUGUACUUAGAAUAUGAGUAAACACACUUGAGAUCAUCGGCAUAAAUAAAAGUUUGAGAAUUGUCGAGUUCAGUCGAAAUAUCAUUGAUACAAAGUACUAAGAUUAACGGACUAAGAACCGUGCCUUGAAGUACGCCACUCGUGAUCGAGUGAGUUGUCGAGUAGCCAUUACCGACCAUGACUUUCUGAUAUCGGUUGGACAAAUAGGACCUGGCGAAAUUGAGUAGAGGCGGCCGGAUGCCGAGAGCUUCCAAUUUUACCGAAAGACGUAUAGGGGGCAUCUUGUCAAAGGCUUUGCUAAGAUCAAAGUAGAUAACAACCACUGGUUGCCGCUGAUUACGAAGAGAAGUGAGUAACUUAAGAAAUGCCAGGUGGCAAGUUUCGCAGGAUCGUUCAGGUAACAAUCCAUGCUGACUAGAGCUCAGAAGCCGAUCAGCGAGACAGAAGUCAGGAAGUUCAUUGAAAAUAAUCUAUUCAGGAAGCUUUGUUACAGACGGUGUUAUGUGCAUGCCCCGAGAUCCAGACUUGAAGACGGGACUGAUAAUUGACGUUUUCCUUGUUUCAGGAAAGAAUCCUUUUGACGUAUAAUCCGAGAAUAAGUGGCUAAGCAAUAUGGGAAGAUCGGAUGCUUAUUUAAUAAUCGAAUUUGGAAUCCAGUCCGUUUCUGAGCAGUGGGAGUUUUUUAAACGUCUUAUGUGUUUCUUAAUGAGAUCUGAGGAGACAUCGAUUGUAAUCAGUGCCUUAUCUAAAAGUGAACGAAAGAAAGGGACUGGUUCGAACUCAGUAGUAAGGUGUUUUGCAAAUAAAACACUAAACAAAUCCGUCUGGUCAGUGUCAUCGAUGAGGAAUACUUUGUUAUCAUUUAUGAUGAUGAUGAUGCUGAUGAUGAUGAUGAUGAUGAUGAUGAUGAUGAUGAUGAUGAUGAUGAUGAUGAUGAUGAUGAUGAUGAUGAUGAGGAUGAUGAUGAUGAUGAUGAUGAUGAUGAUGAUGAUGAUGAUGAUGAUGAUGAUGAUGAUGAUGAUGAUGAUGAUGAUGAUGAUGAUGAUGAUGAUGAUGAUGAUGAUGAUGAUGAUGAUGAUGAUGAUGAUGAUGAUGAUGAUGGUGAUGAUGAUGAUGAUUUAUUUAAUGCCAGUUUACAGGCAUUGUCAAGGGAGGCGUUAAACACAAAUCUGACCAGCAAUGAAAAAAAACUCCUGAGGUAAAGGAAUAAAAGCAUAGUUGAUGGUGGUUUUUAUGUUUCGGAGAGUUCAGGAGCAAAAACUGCUGACGGCCGUCAAGAACGGUGGGGGGAGGGGAGUUGCACGGUAUCGGAGAUUAUCGGACGUCAAUUCCUUUCAUGAAGUUGGGGAUAGGCAAAGUAUAGGCGUUGAGGAACAGCUGUCUCUGUUGGCCAACGAAAUUGCCUAUGGUGAGACCGGCCAUAGUGUUAAGAGACCACGAACGCCAUCACUACGGUAGAGUCGAUCAGUGGAUUCAGCACCCAAAAUUUGUGGGAGCUUUUCUAAAUGCAAAAAUCGAGUAAUAGUUCUCUUAAAUAAAGGAUAAUUAUGCAGACUUUUUACACUUAUGGGUAGUUUAUUCCAAAUAGCAAUUGCAUUUAGCAGGGGAAAAUUUCGUGACCACGCUUAGAGGAGGACCGAUGACGGAAGAUGUUUGCGACGGAUUGGCCAAAGUUCGAAUCACUGAGGGGAAGUGAUUUUCUUUGCCUGUCGCGCGCUUGGCGCAUCACUGAGGCCAUCUCUAAAAUCUUUGUGAUUCUAAGAUGAACUGAUAAGGAACUAGUGGGUAGGUCACGCACCUGCCGUCUCAAACUUUUCAGUCUGAUGUGAUGGAAAUGCGGAAUAAGGACAUCUGAAGAAUUAGGCUUGAGAUAUCUGAGCAGCAAAAUCUCAAGAAUGUCCUUGGAAACAUUGGACAUGAGGUCACGAAGAAUGGUUGCAUCGCUACAGGACAGGACGCCAACCAAUCCAAAGAUCUAAUGCAGUUAUUUAUUAAGUCGUUAUAUACGCAAUCGUAGUUUAUGUAAGUCCGAACGGCGCUGGUCUUUUUUGAAAAGGCAAGCGGUAAGCAACAAUGAAAUAAUACAUGGUCACUAUCAAAGAAGUCCUUUUUGAAGGCAACAAAAAGAGGAGCAAUGUCAUUGGUAAAGAUUAGAUCUAAAAUAUGAUUAUCUCUUCUUGGAGAACACACCAGUUGGGACCAGUUAGAAAAAUUGACAAUAUCUUGGAAGUGCUGGAAUCUAGGUGGACAGAUAUUGGAAACCCAGUCCAUUUUAGAAGGUUAAAAUCCCAGUGAUUAUUUUAACAUCGAAAGCAGCUUCCGAAAUUAAUUCAAAGAUUGCACAGUGUUGUGAAUCAUUACUGGCUAAAAAAUUUGGGGCAUUGUAGAUACAGCCAAUAAUUGCCUUUCUUCGCGGCUGGAGAAUGACAGAUAAAAAGCAGAAGUUUCUCAUGUAUUAGAAAGCAUCCAAGUAAUAGGGAGAAUGUUUAAGGUAGGACAUAAGAUAAAGAAGACAACCACCCCCACGCCUAGUCGUGCACUGUUGACGAUAAAAAUCGAACUCAUCUAUGAGAAGGGCAGUAUCAAGAAUAAGAGAAUGAGUCCAAGCUUCUGUUACAAAUAUAAUAUCAGGCGUCAUUUCCAGAGCAAUGGCUCUGAUUUGGGCCAUCUUGUUUAUAACAGACCUGACAUUCAAUAAUAUAAUAUCUAAUGUGUUUCGAACGACAAUGCUAUUUUCGACGGUAUUUAAAAAAAUUUGGAGGCGGAUAUGUAAUCUGCGAAUUAAUGACACUUGGAGAAUAAGUACCAGUUAAUUUAGAGUUAUUGACGUACGGGGAGUCAGCAAGAGAAGGCUGAGUAUGAGACCUAAAGGAGGUGGGCAUAUAGUUUUCAAACAUUGGAAUGCUAGGGGAGUAAGAACAUGGAUAGACUUGUUGGUAGUUAAAUAAUGGAGGAAGGGGAGGAGGAGGAGGAGGGAGGCUAGAAGGAAAGUAGGGGCUAAUGGGUGAGGGUAGGCCACUAAAAGACUGAAAUGGUGGAAAACCAGGUCUAGAUUGGAAGUCAAAGGAGAUAGGUUGACGUACCUGAGAGCAAUUGACCACAAGUUUUGGGAAGCCUGAACUAGGUUGGGGUAUAAAUGAUUUAGGGCAAUUCAUGUAUGAAUUAUUUGCUGGAUAUAUAGUAGGGCUUUGAUAAGUAACCGGUACGCAGGACAGAGAAUUAUUCGGGGAUAUAAUUGGAGCUGCGGGGUUUGUAGACGUGCUGGGCUGAAGAGGCAUGUUAGAUCUAAGAGAAGGCGUCGCACCCCUAAACGGAAAUGUACUACCUAUCUUUUGGGUCGGAGUCUGAUUCAAUUUUCGAGUCUCACCGUUCUGACGCCAAGGCACGGGUGACUUAGCUGUAGAGCUUGCAGCACCCAGUUGAACAGGAGAAUUUAUCGGUCUAGCUGAUGUAGACGGAUUUUCAUGUGUCUCAGCGGGACUAUCCGGAGGAUACGAAACGACAAAUAGGGCUACUGCAGCUGCUACUAAUUUAGGGGCAGGCAAAUGCGUCAGGUGGCCUAAGUGAGAUGUUCCAGUCAUAAAAUUAUUGCAUAAAAUCAUUGCAGUUUUCAAGUGCAGGCAGAUUAAGCUGCCUACCGGCUACAACGGGUGAUGACUGACCAGUUACAUCUGCUGACUUCCGAUUAGGUAAGCUUUCUUAAGUAGAUUUAGUUAAGUCACGCUUACGUACAGAUGCCGAGAGCUUACGUCGACCUGUGACUUUUACUCUCACUUUGUCUCGAGGCAAGUUGUGAUAAAGAAAACUUCUGACAGUAAAGGUGACUAAAUUUCAGCUAGAGGCUAAUGAUGGAAAAAUAAAUUUCACAGCAGAGUGCGACUGGUGGUCAACAGGCACAGACCAGCAGAACUCAAAAAGAUAGCAACAGGCUCAGUUGAGUAAAUAGGCCUGUAUUUAAGGAAAUUUACCAAAAAUGGGCUAAAAUCGUUAGGUCUCACAGAAAAACAACUUAAAAUAAUAUCCUCCACCUAUCUUCAAAUUUCAAACCGUCGGCUUGACCUUAACCCUAUGUAGCUGAUUUAGCUGAUAUUUGGCCAACUUAAACAACCGCACAGGAAAGUUCAGGUGUACAAGAAAAUUUAGAGUGAAAAAUCAAAAAUGUUCGUUGACUUACAGACCUUUGAAGUAUGAUAACCCACAUCCUUAAUAAACCCGGGCUCAUUUAUGUCCUGACCGUCCAUAUUUAGAUGAGGUUGUUGAUUGUCUCUUACCACCAUGACUAAGCAUUUAUGCCAAGAGAGAGAAAGGCGCCAUAUGCGGCACCACUGACAAAGGCCAGCAGAUCGUUCUUUAGGCGUUCGAGCACCAUGUCACGUCCUGCCGGCUCAUAUGUAUAUGCCUCUGUCAGAUCAUCGGCACACAUCAAGGGCUCACCAUUCUGAAAUAAAUCUGAAGGACUUUCUGAAUGACUCUGAAAGACUCCACGCCUCACACACGUGGGUUUGGAGGUAGCAUUCGAUCUCUUAACACGUUGUGAACGAUCACCCACGUAAGUGGAUAUAAAGUUCAGACAUUUGCAACCUAUUCCGAAGUAGGAAAGUCUCAAGAGAAGAAGAACAUGGUCAACACGAUCAAAAGCCUUAGUGAAAUCGAAAUAACCUGUUUAAGGUGCACAACCGUCGUCCAUAGAUUGGAGAACAUGAUUAACGUAAGAGAGCUGUCAGUUGUCACAAGACCGAGCUCUGAGGAAUCCAUGCUGUACAGCGUUCAGUAGGUUAUCCCCUGUCAAUCGGCACACCAUCUCGUCUUUAAUCAAUGUCUCUAAGAUUUUCGAAACUGAAGGGCGGGUGCUAAUUGGCCGGGAUUCAUCAAAUAGAGUAGAUUGACCAUGCUUGGGAAUAGACAAAAUGUGCGACUCCUUCUACAAGGUGGGAUAGGUUUAACUUCCAAGAGUGGGGAACUGGAUGCGCUUUUUGAAUGCUAACUGGGACAUCAUUAUGUCCAGGGCCGUGAGAUCGACGAAAACGCCGAAUCGGUACAGUCACAUCCUACAGAAUUUCGAGAACUGCCCCCGGUCAAUGCCUGAGUAGUCGAAAACGGAGUGGGCGAGUUUUUAAUAAACGUUUUGGACAGGAACGCAUUGAAGCGAUCAGCGGUCAACUGGGUACCAGCCAGUCCUGCCACGCUCUUUUCUUUUCAUGAAGGACAGUUUCUUCAGUUUAUCCAAUUUCAUUCAUUUUGUAUAUCAGGUAAAGGAGUACUUUUCACUUCUCGCUAGUCAUUUUCUGGGAAAACUGCUUAUUAAAAAAGCAUGAACUUAAUACUCUGGUAAUUCUGUCUAUCUCUUCUAAAAUUCUUAUGAAAAGUGGUUUUUACUUGCUAUGACGGGACCGCAAGGGUCUAUAAUAAAAAGUUCAUUCAUUUAUUUGAUCUCUUAGCCAGCUCAAAAAUGUCACAAAUCGAGGGCAGAACGAAAACGCCGUUCUGAAGAUGGAAUCGACGAGAAAGUCUGCGCAGUGUAGGGCGACAGGAUAAAGAGAGAAAUACCUAAUCCCCGACAUCAAUAAAUUACUUAAGGAGAACAAAACGAGAAAAAAGUCGAUCAAAGUUUUCGUACAGUUUGGCAGUGCAAACAUUUACAUCUGAACUUAGGAAAAUAGCAUUUCACUCGUACGAAUUAAGGCAUUUUAAUAACUCGGCUAAGUCGAUUGAUCGGAACUCGAAGAAAAAGCGAAACCUUGAAGGCAAAAUUUUGUCAUCCUCUAGUUCUACCAUUGAAUCAGACAGGUCAUGCUCGGAGCCCCCUAGUGGGUCUUGGGAUGCACUGACGAAGGCAUGCAACCUCUACAGAAAAUUACGUCAAGUGUGCUUGAUUCGCGGGUGGGAAAAUCGACAAGCUGACUCCACAUCCCAACGUCCACAGGCUCAAAUAAAUUUUCGAACAUUUUGCAGCCGGAUGGCGGAGACCAGCGGUUAUCAGACAGAUUCAAGUCACCCGCACCCAUCUGAUGCUUGUAGCUUCAUUCGGCUGAAGCAUAAAAUGCCUAUAAGAGACAACAAUAAAAAUGCUCAUUGGCGUUUGGAGGACGAUAGACAAAGCCAACCAAUAAAAAGAACUUAUUUUUUAGUGCAACCUGGGGCCGGCAGCUGCCUUCUACCGCGAAAAAAUGCGGGAGCUCCAAAGGCAGAAAUGCAAGUGUUUGCCUAACGUAAAUGGAACUGCCCCACCAUGGCUGUCUUGACGAUGAUUUGAUGACUUCUUCCAUGCUGUCCGACGUUUCCAUAACAAAAUAAAUCUAGAGAACUAAAUCCUUAUGUUUCAAGUAUUCUGGCCGAUAACAUAACAAGUUUUGUCGGCCAGACUUCGGCCGCUUCCUUGAUGAUAUUUCGUCUUUUUGAUCUUCACACUUGCUGAUUUUCAUGAGUUUACGCUUACACGUUUGUUUAAUUUUCACGCAGUUAAGUCAAUCUGGGACAAGCCAAAUACGGCAUAAGAUUCUAGAUUUAUUUUACUAAAUAAAUGACUACUCACCUGGUAGAGAAUUCUGGACCAAAUGCCACGCCUGGAGCCAAUCAAUACCUCUAACGUGCAUGCCUCAUAUAUCCUAUUUACGUUUGUUCUAUGUUGUUCUCUCGUCUGUCGUUGAUGCGAUUGGUUUCCAAUUUUUCAUGUAUGUACACACUCUUCCCAUCAAUAUCUCCUCUUGUUAUUUCCUGUGCUCAAGUCGUGAUUUUUUCUACUGACGUUUUUACGCAUUUAUGUACUCUGAUGUAAUAUACUUCCUCAUGGGAACCUGUCUAUACUUCUCAGACAUAGCGUUCGGUUCUGAUGCGAUUGAGACUGGAAGUGAAGGAUGUUUGAUGCUCCGGAUUCAGAACCCCAAAAUAAUACUCAGAAGUUAAGAGUAGGAAAUUGUUUCCGGCAGAUAACUGUUCUGCGACCCUUACUGAUCUUCACGAAUCAGACAUUACAAGUGAGGCCGAUGUUUAGUUCAUCACCCAGUGUCUGUGACUCGUUUUCGCUCUCUUUUCUUUCGGUGGGUGUUCGAAUGCCCAGCGUUGUUUUAAUAUCUAUAUAAAUUUUGACAGAAAUGCAUAAAAAUACUGAGAGUAGUCGAAUUUUCGCAUAAUCCUGUGCGUUUUUUUGAACCGUGGACCUAUCCAGUUUGAACUAGGCCUUUCUGGAGAGAAACUUUCGAGUUCGUUGUCAGAUGUCGCCUACCUAAUUUUCGCCAACUUUUAUAAACAGGAGUUCGUACUAAAAGUAACGGGCAUCGUUACCAAAUACUAUUUUGCCGAACGGUUUUUAUAUCAACACGUGCCACUCGUUUUAUAAACAACUUAAACCUUUCGCCGUUUUUUUACGGUAAUUCUUUAAUGAAGGUUUGGUAGCUGAGGUGAUAAAUGCCAGCCGCCAAUGCGAGUGUCAGACAUCUUUACUUGCGUGAGUCCCGAUUCGGAUCGGCGUUCGGACAGAGGAAGUGAUGUAUGUUCAGCGCUCAUGCUUCACUUUACAAACAACCAUACACGUCUUAGUUCUAAUUAAUUAAUUAGUUCUUAUUAGAACUGACCCCACCAUCUAGCAGUCGUAGUUCCUAAAGUUGCUAACGGACAGGAUAACUCGAUAGUACACCCCUCAAUGCGUUCCUCAUGGGCUUUCGUUCACGUGCGACUGGAGACCGCCCCAUUGAAUCCUGAUACAUAUGCCGUUUGGGGGGGACGUCGUAUAUCUCAUGCGUAGGCAGUUGUUUUGCUUUGUAUGUCGCCGCGUCUUCACCUUCCUCCGGUGUCCUUUACAGGGCAAGUUAGGUUUCACGCAAGUCUGCUCUACUAAAAUCAAUUUACUCUGCUGCUCCAACCCCUUGGUACACAGUGAUGGGUCUCGUCGCUUGCGGUGGUUUACCUAAAGAGGUCCUAAAACGGUGCAUGUGGAUUUGUAGUAUAGCAGUGGCUUUUGCCAGAAACGGUUUAAUCAAAGGUACAGGAGUUUGAACUGGCACAUACCCAAUUGUGAGAAUGUGCAUCCGUCGUAUACGUAUGUACCUUACUUAAUGCCCUUAAAAACGAUCAUGUCAGGCAUCACCUUGUCCAGCGAAGACUACUUGGGGCCCUAUUUCAACAGCGAAUAAUUUCUCUCGGCGCAGCCACUGUCUAGGACGAAACAAACACACUUCUAGUAAAUUAAAUGUAUUGGUUUCCAGUUUAGUGAAGUACAUAAGGAAGCUUUGCAAGCAUUUGCAUGAGAGGAUUUUAUUUGGUAUUCGAAGAAGUCCGAUUUAUCUGUGGACUUAGGGUAAACUAGAUGAAUGCAGACAAUCUUACCAUUAACACGUACACGACGAUUUCCAGUCGAGACUUCCAAAGUUAUGUAAGUUUGCUACAACCUACCUUUGUUGUGUCCCCACAUGUAUGCAAGGGCUCAUUCACGCUCAACCGGAGACUUACACUUCCGUUUUCUACUACGAAUUCAUACCCACAGAACUGUCGUUCAGUCGACAAACGGGUUCCGUAAAAUUUGAGACGACAUCCGUGGUGUUUCCUUCGGUCGGCCGUGGUAUGUUUAGAAUGUGAAGGACAAACUUAGUUCAGUGUCACAAACCGCUAAACAUCGUCUGCAGAAUUGACAAGACAGUGCACGCUAUGUUGUGUUUUCCAUAUAAACCUGUGAAUUUGUUUGUUUUUCAGUACGUACUAUAACAGGUGUUACUCGUACACAAUUUAAGACCGGUAUAAAGGCUUACUGCAGCUAACGGUACAGAAAUACAGCCACCGAAAAUCGGCCGAACGCGUACCUAGACUUUCAGUUAGUAGCUGUGCCGUCAGUAUGGUGAGUCAUUCAAUAACGGUAUAAACAUGCCUUCAACUGCUCCUGGACAAAACGUUCCUUUCCCGCUCACGUAAACACCACCUGGUUUAAAAUCGCUUAGUUUCUUUGAGCCUAAAGAACUCAGUCAAGUAUAGUAACUGUUCACAUUUCUUUAACAUACCAUGUCCGCAAUAACGUAGCCGUCCUUUUCUCUUUUAAUGACGGAGCUAAACCCUCGUUAGGAUGCCUGAGAAAUUUUUAUUAAUUUUUUUGAGAUUGAUUGAUGCUCUGUUUUUAGUCUCCUUUGUUUGCUUUUUUAUUUACGUUCAUUUUUUCCUCCACUUUCUUUAGGCUGUUAUAUCACUCAGGAGGAUUUUGAUCAAUUUUCACAAUUUAUCAAAACUGUCUCCAAAUCUUUAUAGCCUUCAAUGAGGAAGAUUCUGGCAUUUCUGUCUCACAGUGAAACUGAGUCGGUUUCCUCGCAAUCGGCUCACCACCAUAGUCUUCAGCCCGGAAAACAAUUUUUUGUUGGCAAUCAUAGACUAACUAUUGAGAGCGUAAUUGCCGAAGGUUUGUGUGUCUGCUUUACUCCCUGUCAACAUCUUGCUUCGCGAAGAAUACUGCACGUUCAUAACUUUCCAGCUGAAGUCGUUUUAAGAAUGUCUAAUGACGUUCGUUCUAGCCGACUCACCGGGCUCUAAACCGCAGAUUCGCCACAUCUUGAACGACCACCCUUCAUUGCAGUCAGUUGAUGGUAGACCUCUGAGCAAAGUCGGUACAUUACCGUAGACUUAAAAUCACGGGGUAACUACCAGCCCAGUUCGCCCGCGUUUUCUGUUAGUUUGGUAUAGUGUUGGUCAUCUCGAGAUCGUCACCAGCGUCGGCUGGGUUCGCGCAAAAUUACGUCGUAAGAUUGAGGUAACGCAAGUGCUGAGGGCAAAGUUGACGGUAUUUGUUUAUGAGCGGCCAUAUAGUCGUUUGUUGAAGACGUGAUCGGAGGGACGCAUUCAGGAUAUAGGGGUAGUCCUGAUCAAAGCCACAUUGUACCGAUCCGAAGCUUGUAUGGUGAAACUCUGCGUUGUGAGAGAAUAAUUCUCAUGUUCCACUGUGCAUGCCUAGGCGAUCUAGCUCAUAAAACCUUGACCGCAGUUCUGCGAUAAUAUUUCUCUUAGAAAGGAAAUGGGGUUGUUAUAACUAUUGGCAUGCAGUAUAAUCAGAAGGUACUUUUUGCAUACGCCAGAAUGCUGGCUUUUGAAUGUGCACCUUUUUUGGUCUCCCGCGAAAAUAUCAACCGCUAUAAAGUUCAUAGAAGCAUGUCAUUCUUUGCUGGAUUUUCGAUGUCUUUAUCAAUGCAAACAUUUGUCAUAGAAAGCACGCACAAAUCAUUCUGUACUGGCAGAUUACCUCUUUUUCAACUUCUUUUGGUUUAAGAAGUCCGGGUUGUUUGUGAUUGGGAGAUAUUUUAAGACCUUGAAGUGCUUACUCAGACAGCAUCCUAGCUGCCCGUCGCUAAUAUUGCUUGAAGUAUACCGCGUGACAAACCUAAAAACCUCUAUCAGUCCUAGACGGCAUUUCGUUAAUGCUGUAGACGAGAAGUGUAAAAUGUGCACCUUUAGCUUCUACGCGCAAGUCUAUUUUCAGGAAUUGGUAAACCCUUUUUAGAACCGCAAAUGCCAUUUCUUUAAGUGAAAAAUAUUGAGACGCUAUUCGCCACAAAGGGAACUACAAAGAGGAUACGCUUUUACAGGCUCCAAAAUGCAUGAUACUUAAGCGGUCGUUCCAUAGCAAGUGAGUUUUUUCACAGGUUGUCUAAAAGACGAGCACUGAUAGGCCAUCGUCCCGGCGUAUGUGGAAUGCCCUUGGAUCAUGCUGCGCGCCAAUCGGUGCUGCAAGCUCACUUAGGUGAUCCUUUCGAAUCGAGCACCUACCAAAGCAUUUAAGUCAAGAUUUCAAGGGUUGGUUGACCUAAUGCGCUUCCCAUAUUGCUCACUGCCUGGUGCCCAGAUGCAUCUUAGUUCGAGUCCAGGUUCGUAGCGUGUAAUUGUCUCAGUCUGCUAUUUGCAGACUAAGCCACGGACUGCAAUGUUUCUGUCUUGACCGAGGGUCCCGACGACCAGACUCUGCCAUCCAAACACAAGCGGGUGCUCCGAGCCUCAGAAUACAAUGGAAACAAUGGAUAAUUUAAUGUCCGUAAGACGCCAUCCCACCAACUUUGUUGAUCAGACAAGUUUAUGUCAAAAGGGGCAGUGCUUACAUGUCGUAUGUUGGCCGAAAUCGCAUUUGUUUUAUGCAAGCUUCGAAAGGAGUGUUGCUAGUAUUAGUCUUUGAUAUUAUUCUAUUAAAUUAAUUGUUAUGAUCUGCGUCGGUCGCUGUCAGAGCCUGUGGUGCAACCCGCGAAAUACCAUUGGAUUCCGAAUUUCUGGAAGCACCGAAGUCAACGCAAGGCUUUUAAGAACUUGUAGAACCUAGGCCAAGCACCGUUACCCCUGUGUCUUGUGCGAUCUGCCCGAGGGUUAAGACGUAGCAAUUAGUAUCUGCUCCCUGAAAAAAUUCACAGUGACAUUGUUCUUACCAUCCUGAUGAAUGGAGCACCCACAUUUGAGUGUUUGACUUCCACUUUUUCCCGAUAAUUCUUGAGAGGAUUGUUUUUUUUUGCGUUCCCCUGCAUUUGCCUACUUUUUGUUAGAUUUAGUGACUAGCUAUUCUUACAGUUGUUCUUUUUGACUUCCUAUGCAGGUGGUUUUGGCGUUGUCUGCCGCGUUCGGUCUCAGGAUGGUCGCGUUUUUGCCAUGAAACGCACAUGCGUCAACAACAAGUCCGACCUGGCCACGGUGAAACGCGAAGUUACGAUUGUGGUAUGGAUUAAGUUCUCUAAAACAACUUGUCCCAGAUCAUUUUGGAGGUUUGUUUGGCGUGUUGCGAACUAGAGAAUUUUGCAAGCUUGUAAUAUAGCAUAAUAUACUGGCGUGACAUUACUUAACUUACCGUUUAUUGUGAUAGAUACCUUAGCUGGCUUUAGUGUCUUCUGGCGGCUGUUAAGCAUUUACUUGAACAGCGCAUUGAGUGAAAAUUCCCUGUCGUCUGUAAAUGUGAGACAGUCGCUUUGAGCCGCGUGUGACCCACAAGGAAGGCGGCCGUUUUGUGCAACUGCACAUCAGCAAUUUUUCAUGCAGUUUGGAAGAAGUGCUAUGGGGGAGAAGACACACGCAUAUAUAAGAUUGGCAGUGUAUUAGUAAUAAAUACCAGUAAUAGGUGAGAAUUUGGAGCUGGCAGGAUAGAUUGGUCCCCCAGGGUCAGACUGCAGCGACCCACUGGCUCAUUGUGGCCCUCAACUAUGCGAGGUCUAAGGCAUACGUCCCACUUGCAGCCCGGUGGAAUGUUAGGGAGUAGCGCGUGCGUGGCGCGCCUAGACAUGACUUCAGUGUCGUUGGCUACCGCGUCUGUGCCUACCCCCCGCCGUCUUAAGUUCGUUCUGUCACUUGAAUGAAGUGAUUAUGCGAAUAGAGACUGGGGUGGAUGCUGCGCUUAUCUGCUCUACUAAAAAUCGCAGGUCACCUCAAUACCCUACAUAAGACAGUGUGUUUGUCCUCGUUGCUUGCGGCACACCAACUAUCGGAGGGGUUCAACCCCUGCAGGCUAAUAUUCCCUAUAAAAGAGAGACGUUUUCUUCCCACGGCCCUCGAGACUAAAAACGAAAGGAAUCGGAAAGCUGUCGAACUGCCAAUCUUUUCAUUUAACGGGCAAUUAAGCUUCGUGCAGGGAAAAACACGCGGCUUCAGAAAAAAAGAGCAAAAUUUUGCAAGGAAAAUGUACUCAACCUUGGCGCAGAACGUGGCCGACCGUGUUAAGUAGAAUGCUGUGCGGUUCUGUAUGCCGUCUUCUUGUAAUCUUAUCAUUAUUUUUAUGUCCCCGGAGGACCCCGAGUUUGCGAAUUUCGGUCUGUUACUUGCUUCCCAAAAAUUGACCGAGAAAAAUGCCAUAUUUUCUACUACGCACUAGCAUAACUAAUCCCGAGCGAGCGCCUAAUACAUGCCAUGUCUGCAUUGUAGAGUUCCCUUUCACACAAAAACAUCAUUAAGUACAUCGAUUCAACGAUAACUGAGACCGAACCGGGCAUCUAUGAAGUCCUUCUUGUCACUUCCUUCUAUCCGGGUAGGUCUUCUAUGAUGUUCUACCAUUCUAGGGAGUAGACUCCCUCCUCCACUUUUGUUGAUGCGGUGACCUAUCAGGCCACUGCUGUUUUCGAUCAUGCCACAACUCCAAGUGCCACUUCUUUAUUAUCACUCUGCCCGACUCCGCAGCCCCAUGUCCAAGUUUCAUUUCCGUACGUCGUUUGUCAACCAUUAGUUCUGUGAAUCCAUUUGUUACAUGUCAAGUUACGUAGUACCACGUCGAAUCUUAAGCAGUCGCAGACGGUGCCGGGACCUUUUUCUUUUUACCGUUCUAACCAUCGGAUGCGGCACAGCUGCAAGCCUUACGUAGGCUCACAAUAAUUUAAGCAGCGCCACCGGCCAUCCAAAGCCUAGACAAACGACCAGAAGCAGCCAAGAGCUCGAAUCACGGAGGUUGUCGAUGUAGAAAUGCAGCUCAUUAGAAGAAAGGCCUGCAUGCGAUAACCCCUCUUCCACUUAUCACUCCGUCGUCAUUCAGUCCGUCUAGUUCGCUUCGUCUGGUCUCAUAGUAGGGUGAAAACCCUCAUCUCUCAUCGCCUGUCCACACAGACUGACCUGAGCAAACCAGGCUAGCUUUUUUGGCAUUCAUGCAUGUUGGCAGUAGGUAAACACCAGCAUGAACCUUGUCCUUGACCAUCUAACUAGUGCCAGUUUAUUGAGAGCUCUAAAUAAGCUCGGGGUUGUUGAACCAGUCGAAAUGUCCAAAGCAAAUGAAUAUUAACGAUAAAACACUCACUGGACAAAGCCAUCCACGUGAGGUUUCGUGAACAGAGGAGAGUAAUUAUGCAUAAACGCCUGCUUUCAGGUCCACAGGCUACACCCAAUUGUGCUGUGAUAUUGGUAUUUGGGAGUGAUGACCGUUGUAGUAAUUUUAAUGCAAUCACAGUAGCUGUCCGCUGUUUCAUCGUUGUUUCCCCAUCAUAUUAAGCGUUAUAACAUCUAUAUUUUGACCACUCGAAGAGAGAGCAUUUUUAAUUAAGCCUUCCGCUGAGCAGUAAUCAAGGGUGUCACCUUUGAAGAACGAGCCUUAUGUUGAAAACUACGUUACUGAGAUCCAGAGAGGAGAUUUAUAUCUACGGGUGACAGAUAUUCAAAUAGUUUUAGAGUAAACGAACAGAAACCCACACAAGUGCACAGUUUCGGACUAUUUGGUAGUAUUGCCGAUUUGGUUAAAGCCACGUUUUGGCACGAUGAGUGUCUUCUGCGACCCUAUCACAUACCAGGACACAUGCUAGGGUAAAAGAGUUAAGGGAGGUUUACUGGAGGUCUGACCGCUCCUGGUGGUUAAUUCGUUUACACAUUGACAGAGACUGGAAAGUCAUGCACACAGCUCUCAUUCUAUGGCACACUUAACUUGGUGCGUGGCCUACCAAUGCCGUCAAUGUGAAGGCUAAACCCAGAGUCGGAGUUAGCAAUCCAUGCCACCCAAAUAGGGCACAUCUUCAACUUUGACGCCGUUGGGGUCGUGGCCCGAGGCGAUGGCCAAACUGCGAGGCAGGUGCAAGAAGCCUGAAUGUUCACCGACUGCUCUGUCAACCGCCAAAUUAAUUUGCCUCCUCCCUAUCGGUUUUUGCGAGCCUUCUUGACGGAGGACAGUCAUAACGCGGAACAGCCGGAGUCACUAAUGAUUUCUGUGAUGAGCGCGGGCGGAAGCGACAGGGGUCACCCUGAAAUGUGGGCCAGAUACAGCCACUUUAGACGGCAUCGGUGCGCUACGCAUAAACCAAGAUGCGCCAUGUAAUGAGAGCUGUAUGCAGGACUUUCCAGUCUCUGAAGAUGGCCAAGCGAACUAACUACUUGAGAAGUCAGACCUCCGAUAGACCUCUUUUAGUGAACGCCUCUUCUUUUGGCAUGUCACCUGGGGAUCGCAUUUUCACUACUAUUGACAUGGUAAGCUGUCGACCAUUGACUUUUAUCGGGCUCGCGGUUUUGUAGCAGCUAAACCUGUGCAAUUAAUCCCGGCGAUAGCACAAGUCCUGGUUAUGGAUUUUUUCAACCUCAUAGCUAACGAUGUUAGCAAUUGUGAGAUGGAGUAUCUUUACCUUGAUUCCCGCCGGUUGGACACGGAACUAUUACAAGUGGCCUCGCCCUAAAUUUCAGGGGAGGGAAGGGUAGAUUUAGGGUCAGGACUAGGGUUAGAAGGGUUAGGGGAUUAGGGUUGUAGUUAGGGUCAGGGAAUAAGAACCCCUCUGGAGUUUAGCGUGAGGGCACCUGUUGUGCUGUGAGGGGUCUGACCCAUUCCGUUUUCCUAACAGACCACCUCCAUGCACUUACCCACCUCUUAGCAGCCUCCUCUCACCCUUUACCUUCCCGUUUCCCCACCGAUAGGCUCUGUGGCUCAGGUCCUUACAGAGCGUCGUCAGAAGAACCAGCGUUUUUUGGAGACUGAAGUCUUGCGAGUGCUCUGUGACGUCUGUGAGGCCGUUUCGCGACUUCACCACUGCGAAACACCCAUCAUUCAUCGGGAUUUGAAGGUAUGUAUUUAGUUUCACUGUUACUUAUAAGUACCACUCCUGCACCUCAUAUGCACACGUUUCCGCCAAUUAGCGGUAUGCCAUCCUGUUAUCAUAUCCGCACAUGAGUUUUUCAUCAGAUGCGUUUUAUUCGUCUGAGCUUAGCUACUUGCUGCAUUCCCAGCUUACAGAUCCGAGAUCGUUGUCCGUAGAGCGGAAGUGAAGUACUCUCGUAGAUGUUUUAUUCGACAGUUCGAUCCUCGUUGCUGACGAUGUUCACCGUCUGACUCACAUAAAGGUGAGAGCAGGGACGGUGACUUGUGCGUGAAUUAGUUUAUAGUGUUAGUAGACCUGCAUGGCAUCUACCUCACUCUCUCCUACUCCACCACCUGGACCCGGUGUCAAGACAGCGUCAAGAAAACCGGAGGCGGAGGAGGGCGCAGGUGAAUGACACGGUCGAGCCCGCACCUUGGCGCUCCACUCCACACCCCUUGGUCCACACAGAAAAUGACCAGGCUUUUGACCAACAACGACAAUAGGGGGCAGCAGGGGUCCCAGUAUGCGUGCCAUCUGCCACCGCAUCCCGAAGUGUUGGCGUUUGUUAUUGUGCGCAAAUCCGAUAACGCUUGCCAGAACCCGAUACAGCCCCCGUGUUGGUCCAACGCAUCUUCCACGUGACCCGCUUGGGGGGCACAGAUGUUUUAUAGCGUUUUUGAAAAACACUGUUUUUAAAUCCGCUUUUCAUGCUCUUUUCUCUUACAUCCACUACCACACCGUAUGCGGACUCCGCCAUAAGGAAGCCUACGAACCCUAACCAACGGUCGCUUGCCAUAUACGCGUUCUCUGUUUGUGUACCACACGGCAGGUUACACCUUUAGUGUCUACUGUGGUUCAUUUUAUAGUGGUAGGGGCGCUCACCGAUCGUCCUUACGGAACUCACUCGUUCCGUUGUGCCUUACGGGCUCUCCCUCUCUGGAGCCCAACCAGUGGCCGCAAAGCGGAGCAGGAUAUAGACAGUGUGUUAUUACCGAUAAAGACAAGGGAGACUGGAAUGACAAUUUCUGGCUUAUUAGCUGUCGUCAGCCAGUCAUACCCAACCCCGAAGUGUUGGGCCACGAGCCCGUUCAUUUUAUUUAUGGUCGUUUGUUCUCUCCUACGCACCGAUCCUGUCUUUGAUGCGUUCGGGAGUACGAAUCAGCCUAAACUCAGUCUACUAAAUCACCCUUGUCCGUCCUCACGCUCUUUUAUAUCGUCUAACUAGAGCCCGAAACCACCCUGAUCGCUUGCGCAACUGGUAAAUUUAUUCUGUGAGAGGUUGCGUGGCCGUUAGUUGAAUGCCGUCAAGCUUUCAUGAUUUCCCCUUCGGUACCCUUCAUUGUUUUAGAUUGAAAACAUUCUCAUUGACAACCAGAAGAACUUCGUUCUGUGUGAUUUUGGCAGUGCUACCUCACGCGUCCUUCAUCCGGGAAAACAUGGACCUCUCCGGUGCCAGGAGGAGAUCGAAAAGUAG
Molecule: messenger RNA, 18081 nt
Organism: Spirometra erinaceieuropaei
Lineage: Eukaryota; Metazoa; Platyhelminthes; Cestoda; Diphyllobothriidea; Diphyllobothriidae
Source: the annotation of a GenBank genome assembly